Spodoptera exigua (beet armyworm) is the source of this 2178-nucleotide messenger RNA. The record is from the annotation of a GenBank genome assembly. NCBI's taxonomy places the organism in Eukaryota, Metazoa, Arthropoda, Insecta, Lepidoptera, Noctuidae.
AUGCCAAAGUCUGCUUAUGAACGAAAGGAAAAAAUACGUAAUCAACAGUCUUCUAUUGAUUCAUCUUCUACGUGUUCGGUUGGUGCAGCAGACCUGGAUGCAGAAAAAUUAAAAGAUUUUUAUCGGAGUAUUCCAGACUAUAAUGAUAUUAAUCAUUUGCCCACUGAGGAGUUUUAUUCCACAUUAAAAUCCUUAAGAGAUAAAAAGAAAGUUAUGCUAGGUCUAGCUAUUGAGUUCAUUGAUGACUGUAAUGGAAAUGAUGACAAAGUAAUGAAUAAUUUAACAAUGGAAAAUAGUCGGUUACCAGCUAUGACAAAAAGUGGAAAAAUCAAAUCAAAUCGCGUACCACGGAGAAAAUUAUCUACAGAAUCAAAAGAUUCUAAUAACAAAAACGACCACAACAAUCACAUUACUUCUACCGCUCUCACCAAACGAAGAGUCAAUACUAACACUUCAGAACCAUGUCUCAAACCGUCUGUUAGAAAGAGUGUAAUCCCUCCCAUCACGACAUGCGAAAAGAAAAACGGACACGAGGAUUUAAAAAUAGCUCCAAUGAAAAGUAAUUUAGAAAAGACAAGAACGGAACGUCCUAAAAGAAAUCACUCGGCUUGUUCCAUUUCAUGGAAUGAUGCUAAGUUUGAAAGUAAAAAUGAAGUUGAUCAAAAGUUUGACGAUUUUUUCGAUGGUAAAAAGUAUGAUAGUUGUAUUAGUAAAGAAUUUGAUGGGGAUGAUUUUAAAACGCAAAGUAUGCCUUCAAGUCCUUUAAGAUCAAAACGGUCCGGGUCUCCUAUAAGACGUAGGAAAAGCAUAACGAUCCCUAAGCCAUUCAAAAUGACUGAAAGAGACGAAGAAGACCGUAUAGUCAACGAACUUCGGUGUCUUCGGAAAUCGUUUUCGGAAGACAUGCUUCACCAGAAGAUGGAAAGAAAGAAAUUUAAAGCGAGACCGGUUCCAAUCGAGUCACGCAUUCCUCUCUACGACAAGAUCUUAGAGGACCAAGCUAUGAGACGUGCAAUAACAAAAAUAAAUAGCGAAGCUGAACUAAGAGCUCAGAUGAAACCUUUUAGUUUUACAAAAAGAGAAGAAAAGGGCAUUGGUGGAAUGUGUGAACGAGCUAUUCAUGUUUUACCAAAAAGUAAAAAGAAGAAACGGUUUAGAGCUCGGCCUGUGCCUAAAAACUUGUUUUCCAAUUACUUUUACGACAAAAUGAGGGAGGAUGAUUUCUUCAGAUCUAUGAACAAACGUAUAAGAGCUGAUGAAAUGUUACGAAGCGCAAAUUAUCCGGGCACAAUGGCUGCUAGGGACCGCAGUCGUCUCUCAACUCCAGCUGCUCACAGUGAUCUGCCCAUAGAUCCUUCUCCAGGAGUACCGUCUAUUUCAUCCUCUGACAGACAAAGAUGUCAAAGUCCCACGAAAGAUCGGAAGAAAAGAAAUAAAAAGCAGAAGGAAGAGUUCAUUACUACUAGCCCUCAGCCAUUUCGAUUCAAUACUGCGGACAGGGCGGCCAAGAAAAUGCACGAUGUGACAAUGAAAAUCUAUUCGGAAAACAAAAGCAAUGAGAGCACUAGUGGAGCUGGUAAUGGUCCAGGAGCUCGAGCGUACUCGGCCCUUGACCUUCGAGCAUCUGCAUCAGGCAGGUCCAAUCUAGCAGCCUUACUAAGAGCUGAAGCAGUCAGAAGGAGGUUCGAAAUGGAAGCAGCGUCUCGAUUGGCCGAACAACGUCGCCGCAACGAGAUGAGACUGAGGGAUCGCCAGCUACGAUCCAAACCCGCUUGGCAUCUUGUGAAAAACAAUCACGAGGAGGACAUUGCAAUGAGGCUGCAAACCCGGCGUGAUGAGGAGAGAAUGAGACGGGAGGAGUUUCUGCACGAGAUGGAGCUGAUGUAUGGAAGGGUGCAGCAGCAACCGAUGCUCUUUGAGAGGUACUACGCACCACGAUCACUGUCAGCUCCUUUAGACACGUUACAACUGUCUCCGAGGAAGUCCACGAAGAAACGCAGUUCACGAACUAAAUCCUAUCACUACAAUAGCCCUACUCGAUCCCGCAAAGUAUCGAUUAAUGAUACAGCCGAAACGUACACUGGAGAUGUGGCGGAGUUCCUAAAUAGAAUCGAUAUUGACGACAAAUACUCCGAUUCGGAAAUUGUUACCGAUAGCUUAGACAGAGGGAAAUUGUGA